This is a messenger RNA of Brachypodium distachyon (stiff brome), 1651 nucleotides long. RefSeq names its product oxidation resistance protein 1. The record is from RefSeq and is a predicted model, not a curated record. Bases 335 to 1423 code for a protein of 362 amino acids. Lineage: Eukaryota; Viridiplantae; Streptophyta; Magnoliopsida; Poales; Poaceae. The transcript has 8 exons.
GUCGGUUAAACUGUUCCAAGAGUCUCCUCCUCCUCCUUGCCUGCCCGCGCACCGCGGCCACGGUAGCAACCGCCGCGGACAACACGAAGCUUACAAAAUUCCAAUCCAGACUCGCCACCAAACGGCAGAAGCGAGGGUGGGGGAAAAAGCGCAGGUCCAAAUCAAGGCUCGUCUCGUCCCCUCGCAGCUAGCUCCGCCGUCUCCCUCCCCACUCACCGCCCGAGCGAGCGGCGUAGCAGCAAAUCCCCGGCCCAAGCAGCCCCGGGAGCACCGGAGGCGCGCGGACGAGCUCGCGCCACCUAAAUUCGGACGAGGAUAGGGCGCGGCGGCGAGGAUGGGGUACCUGCCGUCCCUGGGCAGCAAGGCGGCGCACUUCGUGUCCGACCUCACCACCGUCAUCCUCAACCCCGUCUCCGAGCGCGAGCCGCCCCACCUCCCCGAGGCGGACGAAGAGCAAGAAAAUCCAGAGGAUGACAAAGAUUCGGAGCAAAAUUCUGAUAUUCCUGAUGGCCCUGAUACAUCUUCCUUUAGAGCAUUCAUGGUCUCAUUUUUGUCACCGUCUAGCUCAUUUAAGGAUUCAAUGGAGAUAAUUCCUGAGCAGGAUGGGGAGAUGAGUUAUCCAACUUUAACACCAGUGGGGAAGGCAACCAAGGGAAGGACAGGUCUGCUAAGUAGAGGGAAGCAUUCCAUUGGAAAAAUCAUUAACAAAGCGGUUAGAAUUGGCGGCUUCAAACAAAAUCCAGAGCCCAAAUUUGAGAAAGAGGUGGUAAAUCAUGCUGAAUCAGUUGCACCUGUAUUGGAGCUUGAUGAACCAAAGGAAGUUAAUUCCUUAAUCAAUUUGCCAGCUAUAUCAGAGCCAUCCAUCCUUUUGUCAGACAUGAUGCGAUCCAUGCUUUAUUCCUCUCUUCCUGUUCUCGCACAAGGAAGGAGCUGGGUUUUGCUAUACAGCACAUGGAGGCAUGGAAUAUCUUUAUCUACUUUAUAUAGAAGGAGUAUGCUUUGUCCUGGUUACUCACUCUUGGUAGUUGGGGAUAAAGAGGGAGCAAUUUUUGGUGGUUUAGUUGAGGCUCCGUUGCAGCCAACCAGCACAAAGAAAUAUCAGGGGACCAAUAACUGCUUUGUUUUCACUAAUUUACACAGCGACCCUGCUAUAUAUCGGCCAACCGGUGCUAAUAAGUAUUUCACGGUGUGCUCUGCUGACUAUUUGGCACUAGGAGGUGGAGGUCAUUUUGCUCUUUAUCUAGACUCAGACCUUUUGACUGGUUCAAGUUCAAAUUCAGAGACUUUUAACAACCGGUGUUUAUCGCAUUCCCCAGACUUUGCGGUUAAACAUGUUGAGCUGUGGGGCUUCGUCUAUCCUUCCAAGUACGAAGAGAUGCUCACGAUCUGCCGUACUGAGAAGCCAGGGAUUUGCCGAUUUUGAGUCGCAGAACCGAUGGGUGUCACAUCUGUACAGCUUUUAGUUCUUUGCAAGAAUCGUAGUGAGCAGGAUCCUGGUAGGAGUACUCAAAUGUGGGAACUUUGCCUCAUCGAGCGAGUCUGCUCAUAUUUGUAAAUGCUGUAUUUAAUUGUGUUUGUCAGCGGAGCACAGACAGUUCUGAACUACUCCUAUUGUUUUCUCAAGCGUUAUCCUUUUAGGGGAGAGUUAUUA